GCUGCCUGACUGAAUACCUUUCCUCUCUCUCUCUCGCUCUCUCCCCCUCCCUGUCAGUGUGUCACUACCUCUCUCGCCCUCACGCCCUGUGUCAGUCUCUCUAGUUUCUUCGAAGCAGCAGAAAGACUCGAUAUCACACAAUCGUCAAACAUGUUUCUGGCAAAGCAAUUAAUCUCAGGCCUAAUAAAGGUUGUGAGCGACAUUGACCCCAGUCAAUUUGUUCCCUCAGACCCACCUCCACCCCGCAGACCUCUGAACUUCGCCGCUACUCAUGAGAACGAUGAGGAGAAACAGUUUCGGAAAGUUUUCCACCAGAUUGCUGGAGAUGACAUGGAAGUGAGCCCCAAAGAGCUGAUGGGCAUCCUCAACAGAAUCGUCUCCAAACAUGGAGGCCUGAAGACUGACGGUUUCAGCAUCGAGUCCUGCAGGAGUAUGGUCGCUGUGAUGGAUAGUGACAGCACAGGUAAACUGGGAUUUCAUGAGUUCAAAUACCUGUGGAACAACAUCAAGAAAUGGCAGGGCAUCUAUGUUAAACAUGACAGGGACCGUUCAGGUAUAAUUGGCUCUCAUGAGCUGAUGGGUGCCUUCAAGGAUGCAGGUUUCCCUCUGAAUGAAGAGCUGUUCAAGCUGAUGCUCCGUCGCUACAGUGAUGAGCAUGGCAACAUGGACUUUGAUAAUUACAUUGGUUGCCUGGUGCGCCUGGACGCCAUGUGCAGAGCCUUUAAGACGUUGGAUAAGGACAACAGCGGCUCCAUUGAUCUGGACAUUAAGGAGUGGCUCCAGCUCACAAUGUAUUCAUGAAGCAACAGAGUGCGAGAGGACAAAAAAGGAACAUUUUCUUCUUUCACUUCCUCCUCCUCAUCAUCAUUAUCAUCAUCAUCUCAUCACUUCCUCCCAUUCCACUCUUAUGUGUCUUUAGUGGAUGUUUAACAGUGUUUGAAACGACAGUGUCUCCAUGGUAACAGGACCAAAAUUCCAGGGUGAAAAUGUAAAACCGGGACCAAAGUUGAUGCUGAUGCUGCCGUUGCACUGUCCCUCUGCUGCCAGGCGGAGGCGCUGCAUGUUAUUGCUUUUUUUCUUUUAUUAGGCUUCUUUUAACAGUUUGACUCUGGAUGUAAACAAAUAAAAAGACACAUGUGACAAAAGUA
Messenger RNA from Solea senegalensis (Senegalese sole), 1148 nucleotides. It is a transcript of the gene capns1b, whose product is annotated as calpain, small subunit 1 b. Gene Ontology annotation, molecular function: calcium ion binding. The transcript has 11 exons. The record is from RefSeq and is a predicted model, not a curated record. Lineage: Eukaryota; Metazoa; Chordata; Actinopteri; Pleuronectiformes; Soleidae. Bases 151 to 801 code for a protein of 216 amino acids.